AUGGGCGUGGCAUCAGCUGUAAAAGCACGUGUUCCAUUUGCAGAGGUCAUUUUUGAGUUAUGGAUACAUUCCAAAGCUUCUAAAGAUGGCACUGAUAUUGAUAUAGCCAAAUACGAUGGUAAAGGGUUAAAAAUAUAUAUGAAGCCGACACAUGUUGGUGCAUUCGAAGAAGACGUUGGACUAGUCAUGAAGGUUGCAGCUAAGCAUUAUCCAUUUUCCGCUAAACUAGAAAGACCAUUUCUUUUUGACAGCGAUGCAGAAGCAUUUGUACUCCAAUAUGAGGCCAAUUUCCAAGACUCUCUAAGUUGUGGCGGAGCAUAUAUAAAAACUUUGUCAUUCCUCCUUCCUCAGACCCAGUUUCAUGACAAAACCCCUUACACUAUAAUGUUUGGUCCCGAUAGGUGUGGCCAGUCAUCUAAGUAUCAUUUUAUUAUAAGGUUCAAAAACCCCAAAACAGGAGAAAUUGAGGAGAAACAUUCUAAACAGCCAACGUCUGGAUUAGAAAAUAUAUUUACUGAUAGACAAACUCAUCUUUAUACCUUAGUAUUGGUGUCAGGUAAUCUCCUUAAAGACUUGACACCUGGUGUAAUCCCUCCAGAAGAGAUUGAUGAUCCUACGAUAAGAAACAAACCAAAAGAUUGGGAUGACUCUCCUAGAAUACCUGAUCCACAAGCAGUUAAACCAGAUGAUUGGGAUGAAAAUGCUCCUCAGAAAAUACCAGACCCAGAUGCCGUCAAACCAGAGGGUUGGUUAGAUGAUGGUCCUGAAACUAUCCCAGAUCCUGAUGCACAUCAACCUGAUGAUUGGGAUGAAGAGGAAGAUGGCCAGUGGGAAGCUCCUAUGAUUCCUAACCCAGCCUGUGAGGGUGGUUGUGGAGAAUGGACACCACCCAUGAUUGCUAACCCUGCCUAUAAGGGGAAAUGGCGUCCCCCUCAAAAUGAAAAUCCUAACUACAUGGGCGUUUGGAAAGCUAAACGUAUUCCUAAUCCUGGUUUCUUUGAACUUGAGGGCAGUGUAUAUUCUCAGUUGGCUCCAAUUUCAGCUAUUGGUUUUGAACUAUGGUCAAUGAAUAAAGAUGUAUUUGAUAACAUAGUCAUUGCUAGUCAACUUACCACAGCUUCUUUGUUUGCUAAGGAAAGCUGGUUAAAAAAAACGGAAAAUGAACGUGUUGCUUCUGGAUCAGAUUCUCUGGAGAAAGAGGUAGAAGAUGAGAAGCCACAAGAAAUAGAGACAACUGAAAAAGAUGAGACAGCAGACGACUGA
Gigantopelta aegis is the source of this 1263-nucleotide messenger RNA. Its product is annotated as calnexin-like. Lineage: Eukaryota; Metazoa; Mollusca; Gastropoda; Neomphalida; Peltospiridae. The record is from RefSeq and is a predicted model, not a curated record. Gene Ontology annotation, biological process: protein folding. Gene Ontology annotation, molecular function: calcium ion binding. Gene Ontology annotation, cellular component: endoplasmic reticulum; endoplasmic reticulum membrane.